This is a messenger RNA of Chrysochloris asiatica (Cape golden mole), 1548 nucleotides long. It is a transcript of the gene FSCN2, whose product is annotated as fascin actin-bundling protein 2, retinal. Gene Ontology annotation, cellular component: cytoplasm; actin cytoskeleton. Bases 1 to 1548 code for a protein of 515 amino acids. The record is from RefSeq and is a predicted model, not a curated record. Gene Ontology annotation, biological process: actin filament bundle assembly; cell migration; establishment or maintenance of cell polarity. The transcript is spliced from 5 exons. Gene Ontology annotation, molecular function: actin filament binding; protein-macromolecule adaptor activity. Lineage: Eukaryota; Metazoa; Chordata; Mammalia; Afrosoricida; Chrysochloridae.
AUGCCGACCAACGGGCCCCACCAGGUGCUGAAGAUCCAGUUUGGCCUGGUCAAUGCCACUGACCGCUACCUGACAGCAGAAAACUUUGGCUUCAAGGUCAACGCCGCGGCACUGAGUCUCAAGAGGAAGCAGCUCUGGGUGCUGGAGCCCUACCCCGGCCACAGCUCAGCUGUGCUGUUCCGCAGUAGCCACCUGGGCCGCUACCUGGCAGCCAAGGAGGAUGGACGUGUGUCCUGUGAGGCUGAGCAGCCAGGCCCUGACUGCCGCUUCCUGGUGCGGCCACAGCCCGAUGGGCGCUGGGUCUUGCAGUCGGAGCCACAUGGCCGCUUCUUUGGCGGCACGGAGGACCAGCUGUCCUGCUUCGCCACAGCCAUCUCCCCUGCCGAGCUGUGGACCGUGCACCUGGCCAUCCACCCACAGGCCCACCUGCUGAGCGUGAGCCGGCGGCGAUAUGUGCACCUGUGCCCCCAGGAGGACGAGAUGGCAGCGGACAGCAACACACCCUGGGGUGUGGACGCGCUAGUCACGCUCACCUUCCAGAAUCGCCGGUACUGCCUGCGUGCCCGCGACAGCCGCUAUCUGCGCAGCGAUGGCCGCCUUGUUUGGGAGCCUGAGGCCCAUGCGUGCUACACACUCGAGUUCAAAGCUGGCAAGCUGGCCUUCAAGGACUGCGACGGCCGCUACCUGGCACCCGUGGGGCCCGCCGGCACCCUCAGGGCAGGCCGUAAUCUGCGGCCCAGCAAGGAUGAGCUCUUUGACCUGGAGGAGAGCCAUCCACAGGUGGUGAUGGUGGCUGCAAACCGCCGCUACGUAUCCGUGCGGCAAGGGGUCAAUGUCUCAGCCAAUCAGGAUGAAGAAUUGGACCAUGAGACCUUCCUGAUGCAAAUUGACGGAGAGACAAAGAAGUGUACCUUCUAUUCCAGCACUGGGGGCUACUGGACCCUGGUCACCCAUGGGGGCAUCCAGGCCACAGCCACACAAGUUUCCGUCAACACCAUGUUUGAGAUGGAGUGGCGCGGCCGGCGGGUGGCGCUCAAGGCUAGCAAUGGGCGCUAUGUGUGCAUGAAGAAGAACGGCCAGCUGACAGCCAUCAGCGACUUCGUGGGUGAGAAGCGUUCCCUGUCUGCUGGGGGGCUUCGGGGAGACCUCAGUGCUGUCAACCCUGUCCCUCCAGGCAACGAUGAGGAGUUCACCCUCAAACUCAUCAACCGGCCCAUCCUGGUGCUGCGAGGUCUGGACGGCUUUGUCUGCCACCGCCGGGGCUCCAACCAGCUGGACACCAACCGUUCCGUCUACGACGUCUUCCAUCUGAGCUUCAGCGACGGUGCCUACCAGAUCCGAGGUCGCGGCGGCGGCUUCUGGAACACCGGCAGCCACGGCACCGUGUGCAGCGACGGCGAGCGCGCCGAGGACUUCCUCUUCGAGUUCCGCGAGCGUGGCCGUCUGGCCAUCCGCGCCCGGAGCGGCAAGUACCUGCGCGGCGGCGCCUCGGGCCUGCUGCGCGCCGAUGCCGACGCCCCGGCCGGGGUGGCACUCUGGGAGUACUGA